GGCAACUAAUGUUUCUUCAUAUGUUAUCUGAUUGUAAAUACUAUCACUGAAUAAUUGCUAUUUGGGUGUUGAUUUCCCGGCCAUUUUGCACAUCAGUAUAUAGCAUUUUGUUAUACACGGCACUUAGUUUAAAAGGGUUGUUGUUUAACAAAUGGCAAUACCCGGCCUGCCCAACCUUUGGACUCAAGGGUAUAAAACGAAGAAUUUUUCGUCUAAUAUUUCACAGUUGGCUAAACCUACCUGCUCUCACCUUCUGCCUUAUACUUGAGGAACUUUUCAGGACUUUGACCUAAGCUUUUCUAGGCAGGAAGUCCAGAAUAUUUGCUUUCAAGCUGUUUAAUAAGAACAUAGACUUGAGGAUAUACAGUAUCUAAAUGGAAUCCUGGAAUACUCUGAACCAAGGAAUAAAGUUUUGAAGGUUCAAUUUAGGAGAUUCUCUAAGGUGUGUGACAUCACAGUAAAGAAUGUAUGGAGGUAAUCCUGUCCAAGUAUUUCCACCAAGAAACUACUCCCCUGACCCACCCUCCCUGGGGUCUGGCAUGUCUCGACCCAGUGGGAAAUCGAUCUACAUGCAAAGAAAGGAGUAUGCAGAAUCAAUCAGCAGACAGCCAGACAACUUUCAGCACAGAGUGGAGCACCUUUUCACCUGUGAGGUAGAUGGCAGAGAGGUGAGCAGCAUUGAAGAUUGUGUGACCAGACUGAAGAAUAUGGACAGUAAAGGGAAAGUGUGGGGUCAGGACAUGAUCAUGCAGGUCCAGGGGAACAACCUACAGCUGUGUGACAUAGAGACCAAGGAGGUUUUAGAGUCUAUGAAUCUGAGUAGCAUCAAAAAGACGAAAGCUGUGCUGGACAGCUGUGUGUAUGACUCCCUUCUCAUUAUCAUGGUCCAGGAAUACAGCCAAAGCGCUCCACGGGCCUUCCUGUUCCAGUGCGAGGAGGGAGGGGCUCAGGGGGUGAUAAAUGAUCUGGACCAGGCAAUAAAACAAGGUGGAGAGGACUUCACCAAGGAACCACAAAUGGGCAUCAGGAGACACCUGGAAAACAUAAUUGGCCAGGGAUUUCCAGGGAGUAUCAAAAGACCAGCUAUCACACCGAUGGCGUCUAUCCCUCCUAUCCCAGACGAGCUCCCUCCACAGUUCAACAGUUAUGAAGACUAUGAGGACAGACGGCCUUCGCCCACUAUGCCAGCUUCUAGAGACGAGCAAUACAGCCCAGUGCGCUAUGAGCGUGAGCCAACUCCAACUCCAUACACUGAAAUGGAUAGAACUGUGGAAAUCUUUAAUCAUGUAGCUGCUGACAUUGAGAUCUUCAUAGAAAAAGUUGCUUUGCAAAAAAAUGAUGUUAACAAGAAAAAGAAAAAGAAAAAGAAAGAGAAAAAUGCAUGGAAACAAGCUGGAAAUCUUCCUUCUGUGGAGGAGUACAUAUCUUGUCUACAGAAAAUAAAGUAUGGAUUUAAUCUCCUGGGAAAGCUAGAUGGUUACCUUAAAACCCCUCCAGCUGUUGAGUUUGUUCACAGUCUCUUCUCUACUGUGGGUUUUGUGGUUGGUCACUAUGACCCCAACAUUCCUUCCACAGUGUUGAGUCCUAUGAUAACAGAAAAAUCCCUGCAGCUCCUUGGAACUGUUGUCACACCAGAGGAGGACCGACUCUGGGGCAGUUUAGGAGACUCCUGGACUGUCCCAAGAUCCAAGUGGCCAAAUGGGGAUCAGAUCCCUCCAUAUUAUCCUGUAUUUUAUGAUGGCUGGGAGCCCCCUCCACCUAUCCCAACCCAGUCACCCCCCUCCAGCAGGCAGCCAUCACGGAGCAACAGUCAGCGAUUCCCACCCAUAAACGUCAUACAGAGGCUACCUGAACUGGACCACGGAUCCUGGAGCAAUCUACCCACUCGGUCACCAGAGCCGCCACAUUACAUGAGGGUAAUCUAUGACUUUAUGGCAAGAAACAGUCAAGAACUGAGCGUGCUGAAGGGUGAUGAGGUUCAGGUAAUCGACAAGUCCAAGCAAUGGUGGAAAGUGAAAAAUAGCCGUAAUGAGGAGGGUCAUGUGCCUCAGAACGUUCUAGAGCCUGUUGAUUUUGAAGCGCCAACUGGUGGACCUACAUAUUCUCAGCAGAAUAUGAGAGGACCUCCAUUUCUGGACAUGAAAUCCAGACCUGAUGAUGUCAGAGCCUGGUUACAGUACAAAGGCUUUUCUAAAGCGACUGUUCAGAGUCUUGGGGUGUUAAAUGGAGCACUGUUGCUGGGUAUGAAACGAGAUGAUAUCAGAGCAAUAUGUCCAGAGGAAGGAGGUCGUGUUUUCUUCCAGCUGCAGAGCGUCAGAUCUACUGUUGCACUUGCCAGCGAAGUAGAAUACAACCAGUAUGGCCCCCGUUGAUAAUUUGAGCAGGCUGGUACAAAAAUGUAUGAUGGCGGGAAUCGGAACAUGUCUGAACCUGAAUGCACAAAAGCUAAAUAGAGCAUUUGUCAACAUUUUCAUUCAUCAUCAAACAAGCCAUGGCUAAUGCCUGCAGGCUGCUCACUGUUAGAGGGGAAACAAUAGUUAAGUGACAUUACUGUUUCUAGAUGCAAAUGAUACGUACACUGUAGACAUUUUUAUUUAUUUGAUAUAAUCCAGAUUUUUUUUCUAUGAAACAUCUUCGAUCUCCCUGAGGUGGUGGUCACCUAAUGUUUGAGACACUUAACAUAAAUGUUAUGUUUAUUGCAAAUGUGAUUCUGGGGCUAGAGAUACUAUUAUAAUCUUGCUUUUAAACACCUGUGAUUUGGUCAUUAAACCACAGGCUGUUUGUCACUGAUGUUAUGUACUGUAAAGACACUGAAAGUAUUGGCUAAAUGAAAUUACCUAAAUCUGUUACUCUGAUUGAUCCUGUAUACAAAUUGCAUAUUGUGUUGUAAUAAAUGCUCAUUAUUAACCCACACAUCAAUGUACAUUUUUUAAAAAGUGUUAAUUAUGUUUUUGACUU
Xyrauchen texanus (razorback sucker) is the source of this 2958-nucleotide messenger RNA. It is a transcript of the gene eps8l3b, whose product is annotated as EPS8-like 3b. NCBI's taxonomy places the organism in Eukaryota, Metazoa, Chordata, Actinopteri, Cypriniformes, Catostomidae. Gene Ontology annotation, biological process: positive regulation of ruffle assembly; Rho protein signal transduction; regulation of Rho protein signal transduction. Gene Ontology annotation, cellular component: plasma membrane; vesicle; ruffle membrane. Bases 465 to 2372 code for a protein of 635 amino acids. The record is from RefSeq and is a predicted model, not a curated record. The transcript has 20 exons. Gene Ontology annotation, molecular function: actin binding.